This is a messenger RNA of Ostrea edulis (European flat oyster), 579 nucleotides long. RefSeq names its product replication protein A 14 kDa subunit. The coding region runs from base 85 to 453 and encodes 122 amino acids. Gene Ontology annotation, molecular function: single-stranded DNA binding; damaged DNA binding. Lineage: Eukaryota; Metazoa; Mollusca; Bivalvia; Ostreida; Ostreidae. Gene Ontology annotation, cellular component: nucleus; DNA replication factor A complex; site of double-strand break. Gene Ontology annotation, biological process: nucleotide-excision repair; DNA replication; double-strand break repair via homologous recombination. The record is from RefSeq and is a predicted model, not a curated record. The transcript has 4 exons.
ACUACCAUACGAAGCGUUUGUGUAACCAAGAUUAUCACCUUAUUUUCCCGCAAUUUCGAUUCUUUGUAAACAGUAAAAGUCUCUAUGCCUCAAGACAUGUCUGAAUUUUCUAAACCACGGGUGAAUGGGAAGUUAUUACCCAGUUUUCAGGGUCGAAAUGUUUGUUUACUUGGAAAUGCCAAAGAUGUAGACAGCAAUGGAACGGCUUUCAUCUUGUCCACGAGUGACGGUCAGGACGUGCGAAUUAUCAUGCAGGAACCACUUGGAGAGUACGUGUCAGGGUUAACCGAAGUUCAUGGGAGUGUAGAUGCACAGAACAAUAUUCAUUGUCAAAACUAUGUUGCAUUUCCUAAGGAAAUCAGCGAUACAUUUGAUCUGGAAUUAUACAAUAAUGCAGUUGAAUUAACAUCACGGUUCAGUGAAUUUUACAAAGUUGGUGUUAUAGAUCAGUAAUAUAGACAAGGACAGAGGAAGCAGAUGUAUGUCUAUGAUGACAUUAUUAUAUUGAAGUAUCAUUGCAUUUUCAUUGGUACUGGAUUCUAUUGUUAUUUUCAAUAGAUUUGUUUGAAUGUUUUAAAA